Messenger RNA from Brugia malayi, 1356 nucleotides. RefSeq names its product Delta5 fatty acid desaturase, putative (gene Bma-fat-3). Gene Ontology annotation, molecular function: oxidoreductase activity, acting on paired donors, with oxidation of a pair of donors resulting in the reduction of molecular oxygen to two molecules of water. Gene Ontology annotation, biological process: lipid metabolic process. Gene Ontology annotation, cellular component: membrane. Lineage: Eukaryota; Metazoa; Nematoda; Chromadorea; Rhabditida; Onchocercidae. The record is from RefSeq and is a predicted model, not a curated record. The transcript is spliced from 10 exons. The coding region runs from base 1 to 1356 and encodes 451 amino acids.
AUGGAUGAAGAUGGUACCGACUUUCGGUUAAAGAUUGAUGGAAAAUGGCUAUUAAUAACAAGGGAUUUCCAAAAGAGACAUCCAGGUGGAAGUGUUAUCAUUCAUUACAGGGAUGCUGAUGCAACACAAGUUUUUCAUGCUUUUCAUGAAGGAAGCAAAAGUGCUUAUAAGCAGUUGGAAUUGCUUAAAAAACGAAAUUGUAUUGAUAAUAUGAAUAGGUUUAAUACCAACGAUGAUGAUAAAUGCAUCGAUGAAAUAAAUGUAUCAUCCUAUAAUCUAUCAGAAACAAAGGAAAAGCAAAUAGUGAAGAAUUUUAUUGCCUUACGAGAAGAACUUAUAGCUGAAGGUUUAUUUGAUGUAAAUUCAACUUAUUACAUCUAUAAAUCUGCGGAAGCAUUUGGCUUAUUAUUAUUUGCUUUUAUUCUACAAUAUUUUACAUGGUACUUGACAUCAGCAAUAGUUUUAGCACUUUGUUGGCAACAAUUUGGCUGGUUAACACAUGAUUUUUGUCAUCAACAGCCAAGCAAAAAUCGUCAAAAUAAUGAUUUGUUAUCUUUAAUUUUUGGUAAUAUUGUACAAGGAUUUUCGCGUGAUUGGUGGAAAGAAAAGCACAAUACUCAUCAUGCAGCAACAAAUAUUGUUGGACAAGAUGGUGAUAUUGAUUUAGCUCCUUUGUUAGCAUUUGUUCCAGAUGAUCUAAAAAAGUACAAAAGUUUAUUUGAACAAAUCAUCUCAAAGGUAAUUCCUUACCAACAUUUAUAUUUCACAUUUAUGCUACCUUUCCUACGAUUUUCCUGGACAAUACAAUCUAUACUGUUUGUCAUUAGUGCACCAUACAAUCAGUACAAGCAACAUGUCAUUAAUGCUCCUGCUGAACAGGUUUGCAUCUUAUUACACUGGUCAUGGGUUUUCCUUCAAUUAUGGCUUCUUCCUACAGGAUCAAUAAGAAUUUUAUAUUUUGCAAUUAGCCAAUUGGGCGCUGGAUUUUUUAUCGCUCAUGUUGUUACUUACAGUCACAAUUCUGUUACAAAAUUUCCUUAUCAAAGUCGUUUAUUGAAUAAUUUCCCGUGCCUUCAUAUACUGACAACUCGCAAUAUGUUACCAUCUCCGAUCGUUGAUUGGUUUUGGGGUGGCCUCAAUUACCAGAUUGAGCACCACUUGUUUCCUACAAUAUCCCGUGCAAAUUUACCUCGAGUAUCAGUGAAAGUCAAAAAAUACUGCGAAAUGAACAACCUCCCGUACUUAGUGGAUAGUUACUGGACAGGAUAUAAAUUAAUUUUAGAUCAACUGAGAAGUAUUGCCGACUCGGUAAGCAAGAUUACAUGUCCCAAUAGUGAAAACUUAUGUGAUGGUUAA